UUCGUUUGACGUUAAAAAAAAGGCAAAAAAAAACAUCGGUAUUUUGAUUUGAGGUUACUCGUGAUUGUCGUGAAUUUCGAGUACAUCUCUGGUAGUAUUGUGAGUUAUAACGACAUAUUUAAAGUAAUUCUUUUACUUUAUCAUAAAUAAUGCCUAAAUUAGAAGAGAAACCUAGAGUAAUACUUGAAGAAUUUCGUGUAAAGAACGCUCCAGAUGAUUAUGGAAUGGCAGAUGAAAAAUGGAAUUUUAAGAAAUUUGUGAAAAACUUCAGGAUAGUUAUUGUCCGAAUGGACCAUUCUGAAAUGGAAUUUGACUUAAUUGGUAUACAUCCUGCUUUUGCAAAUGCAUUCCGUAGAUUGAUGUUGAGUGAAGUACCAAGUAUGGCAAUUGAGAAAGUUAUGAUCAAAAAUAAUACAUCUAUCAUUCAGGAUGAAGUACUAGCCCACCGUUUGGGCUUGAUACCACUUAAAGCAGAUCCAAGAUUAUUUGAGUACCGUGCGGAAGACUCAACAGAAGGAACAGAAUUUGAUACACUGGAGUUUACUUUAAAAAUUAAAUGUACUUCGAAUAAAUCACAACCAAAAGACUCUUUCAGAGCAGAAGACUUGUAUGAAAAUCAUAGUGUAAAUUCUGCAUCAAUAAAAUGGCACCCGAUUGGAAAUCAGGCAUCCGUUCAUAAAGAAACUGAUGUUGGUCCAGUUCAUGGUGAUAUUCUCAUUUCAAAAAUGAGACCUGGUCAUGAAUUAGAUCUUCACUUAGUUGCAGUCAAGGGCAUUGGAAAGGAUCAUGCCAAGUUUUCUCCAGUUGCAACAGCCUCUUAUCGCUUGUUACCAGAAAUAAUAUUAACAAGGGAAGUGAAUGGAAUUGAGGCAACACUUUUGCAGAGCUGUUUUUCCCCAUGUGUGAUUGGUCUGGAUUCUGAUGGUCGAGCAUUUGUUAGAGAUGCCAGAUAUGAUAGCUGUAGCAGAAAUGUUUACCGUUAUGAUUGCAUAAAAGAUGCAGUUAUAUUGAGCAGAAUAAGAAAUCAUUUCAUUUUUAAUGUGGAGUCAGUCGGGGCAAUGCUGCCAAAUAUUAUAUUUAUAGAAGCAGUAAAAAUUCUACGAGAUAAGUGUAAAACACUAUUGGAUGAAUUAAACAAUUUUUAAUAUGAAA
Messenger RNA from Pararge aegeria (speckled wood butterfly), 1152 nucleotides. RefSeq names its product DNA-directed RNA polymerases I and III subunit RPAC1 (gene Polr1C). The transcript has 6 exons. Lineage: Eukaryota; Metazoa; Arthropoda; Insecta; Lepidoptera; Nymphalidae. Gene Ontology annotation, molecular function: DNA binding; protein dimerization activity. The coding region runs from base 150 to 1145 and encodes 331 amino acids. The record is from RefSeq and is a predicted model, not a curated record. Gene Ontology annotation, biological process: DNA-templated transcription. Gene Ontology annotation, cellular component: RNA polymerase I complex; RNA polymerase III complex.